AUGGUAAUGAUGCGCUACGUGCUGUGUAUCCUCGCUCUCCUGCUCUCCUGUGCGUGUGUGCACGUCCUCGCUGAAGAAGUGCCUGCCGCCGAUCUUUCCGACCAAGUCCCUGAUACGGAGAGUGAGACGAAGAUUCUUCUUCAAGGUACUCCUGUCGCCCAAGAAGAUACUCCUCAGUGCACUAAUGGUACUACUACUGAUGCUCCUGAAUGUGCGAAAGCUAAACUUGAACGUCAGGAAACACCUGGACUUGAUAAUGGGGAUCCUAAGUGCACUGGUGGUACUACUGAUUCUUCUCGUUCUUGUACUCCUGCUGCUGUGGAACCUGGACGUGUUGAUGGUUCUGAGUGCCCUCAUGCUACACCUGAAACUACUGAACGUACUUGUAAUACUCCUGUAUUACAAGAACCGUCAGUUUCUCGAGCACAACAACAACAGCAACAGCAACAACAAGAACAAGCAGAUCAAAAUCGUGGGAGCACAGGUAGUGACAGUGACUCAGCAGGAAGGAAAGACCCAGGGAAUACGUUAUCCACAGCAGGUAAUGUAGACUCACAGAGCCCACAACAAAACACUCAAGAAGUACAGGCAUCAGCACCAACUGAAGACACAACCUCAUCUGGAGACGGUGGUUCCAACAAUACCAACCCACAAACUCAAUCGGAAGGUGCAACUGAAGGUGGUGACAGUAAUACCAGUAAUCAGACUACUGCAGUUGCAGGUACGACUGCCACAGAAGGUUCACAGGGGAAUGACAAUGCUGAGGAACCAACCACCACCACCACAACAACAACAACAACACUUCCUCUUGAACUCACAAACAACAAGAAGGGUGAUGCAGACAGCAGCAGCAGUAUCAGCAGUUCUGUGUGGGUGCGUGUGCCACUACUGAUUGUGGUUACACUGGCCUGUAUUCUUGUGUGCUGA
Trypanosoma theileri is the source of this 927-nucleotide messenger RNA. RefSeq lists its product as uncharacterized. Bases 1 to 927 code for a protein of 308 amino acids. NCBI's taxonomy places the organism in Eukaryota, Euglenozoa, Kinetoplastea, Trypanosomatida, Trypanosomatidae. The record is from RefSeq and is a predicted model, not a curated record. The transcript has a single exon.